Messenger RNA from Manihot esculenta (cassava), 1693 nucleotides. RefSeq names its product cytochrome P450 81Q32. The coding region runs from base 42 to 1550 and encodes 502 amino acids. The transcript is spliced from 2 exons. The record is from RefSeq and is a predicted model, not a curated record. NCBI's taxonomy places the organism in Eukaryota, Viridiplantae, Streptophyta, Magnoliopsida, Malpighiales, Euphorbiaceae. Gene Ontology annotation, molecular function: monooxygenase activity; heme binding; iron ion binding.
AACUUUCAAUCAACCAGAGCAGGAAGAAAGCAAUCUUGGAGAUGGAAGACUCAGUCUCUUUCUUCUUCCUUUCCCUUCUCUUUCUCUUUGUUGUUUUCAAGAUUUUCCGAUCAAGGAUAUCUUACAGAAGCCUCCCUCCAAAUCCACCUGCACUCCCAGUUAUCGGCCAUCUCCAUCUUCUAAAACCACUCAUGUAUCGCACUCUCCAAAGUCUCUCUCAAAAAUACGGCCCCAUAUUCUCUCUACGCUUCGGAUGCCGCCUUGUUAUUGUAGUCUCAUCAGCAUCCGCUGUCGAAGAAUGCUUCACUAAGAACGACGUCAUCUUAGCGAAUCGUCCAAAAUUUCUAGCAGGCAAGCACAUAGCUUAUAACAACACCACCAUUCCUCAAUCCUCCUACGGCGACCACUGGCGCAACCUUCGCCGUAUUGUGGCUAUUGAGAUCUUCUCCAACGCUCGCCUCAAUAAGUUUUUGAGUAUUCGAAAAGAAGAAAUCAAGCGAUUAAUCAUAAAAUUAUCACAUGGAUCGCUUCAAGAUUUUACCAAGGUAGAGUUGAAAUCGUUAUUUAAAGAGCUAACAUUUAAUAUGACAGUGAGAAUGAUCGCAGGAAAGAGGUAUUAUGGAGAUGAUGUGAGUGACGAGGAAGAGGCGAGACAAUUCAAGGAGUUAAUGGUUGAAGUAGCUUCUUACGUAGGGGCAUCAAAUCCAGGGGAUUUCUUGCCAAUUUUGAAUUGGAUUGAUGGUUGUAGAUUUGAGAAGAAAUUGAUAAGUUUGGGGAAAAGAACUGAUGAAUUUGUGCAACGGUUGGUUGAUGAACACAGAAGUAAGAAGGAUCAUUUAGAGAGCAGGAAUACCAUGAUUGAUCAUCUUCUUGCUUUGCAAGAAACAGAACCUGAUCAUCACACUGAUGAGACAAUCAAAGGGCUUGCAUUGAGCCUGAUAUUUGCAGGAACAGACACAUCGGCGACGACAUUGGAGUGGGCGAUGUCAAAUCUGCUCAACAACCCGCAAAUAUUAAUGAAAGCCAGAGAUGAAAUAGACACUGAGGUUGGCUCAGAAUGCUUACUAGACGAACCUCAUCUCUCCAAACUACCAUACCUUCAAAACAUCUUCCAUGAAACCCUUCGACUGUAUCCAGCGACCCCACUUCUCGCUCCACACGAAGCAUCUGAUGAUUGCAUUAUUGGAGGAUAUGAUGUACCACGUGGUACAAUCGUGUUGGUUAACGCAUGGGCCAUGCAUAGAGAUCCUACGCUUUGGGAUGAUCCAUUGAGCUUUAAACCAGAGAGAUUUGAUAAUGGAGGAGGGGAGGGCUUCAACAAUUACAAGUUUACGCCAUUUGGAAUGGGGAGAAGGGCUUGUCCAGGGGCAGGCUUAGCCCAACGUGUUGUGUGUUUGGCUUUGGGGACGUUGAUUCAAUGCUUUGAAUGGAAGAGAGCCACUGACGAAGAAAUUGAUAUGACAGAAGGCAGAGGGAUCACUAUGCCUAAGCUUGAGCCCCUGGAGGCCAUGUGCAAAGCUCGCCCAAUAGUCAAGAAGAUUGUCGCUUAGCUGGUCUAAUGUUGCUUAAGAUUUUCUUUUCUUAAUCUGCAACAAAUAAAGGUGUUUUGUAAAAUAUGAAUGUUUUUAUUAUCUUUUUUAAGUAUGUCAAGUGAUUAAUUAAUUUGAAUAAUGAAUAUCUUUGUCGUGCAAAA